This is a messenger RNA of Gopherus evgoodei (Goodes thornscrub tortoise), 2463 nucleotides long. Its product is annotated as zinc finger protein 883-like. Gene Ontology annotation, cellular component: nucleus. The coding region runs from base 112 to 1884 and encodes 590 amino acids. Gene Ontology annotation, biological process: regulation of transcription by RNA polymerase II. Gene Ontology annotation, molecular function: DNA-binding transcription activator activity, RNA polymerase II-specific; RNA polymerase II cis-regulatory region sequence-specific DNA binding. The transcript has 5 exons. The record is from RefSeq and is a predicted model, not a curated record. NCBI's taxonomy places the organism in Eukaryota, Metazoa, Chordata, Testudines, Testudinidae.
GCCAGGGGAGGCGCAAUCAGAGGCGGCCGCGGAGGGAAGGAAACAGCCGCGGAGGCUGGAAAUCGCUGCCUGGAGGGAGCUACCGCGGGGAGGAGGGAGGAUCGGAGCCCGAUGUCGGUGACGUUUGAGGACGUGGCCAUGUAUUUCUCCCCAGCAGAAUGGGCGCUGCUGGGCGAGGAGCAAAAGCAACUUUACACAUACGUCAUGUGGGAAAAUUACCAGACUCUGGUCUCGUUAGGAAUCCAAACCCCCAAGCCAGUGGUGAUCUCCAGCAUAGAGCGAGGAGAAAAUCUGUGUGUGCUGCAUCCUACAGAAGAUGGAGAUGGGGACAUCCUGAGAGGAACCCACCCAGAUUUUCCAGAUGCAGAGGAGAUCUGGGACUGGUCAGCAAUUGAAAGCUCCUUGGGCUUCUUCCUCACACAAAGCUGUUUCCCUGGAGCAGCACGGGCGAGGAACCUGAGCAUGGCUGAGGGCCAGACUCCUGAGCAAGAGUCUGGCAACCUGGAGUCACCCAGCCCUUUCCUGGGAACAUCAGUGGAGACCCAUUCCCAGAAAUCUGAGCGGGGAAGGCACCACAAGAGGCAGUGCAGGCUCCAAAGGCAGACGAAGCACCUGACUAAGAAGGAAUCAGGAACCCGAAGAGGCCAUCAGAGGAGAUCCAGGCCAAAUCUAAAGCCUCCUGCAGAGGGAAAAGCUGAGCCCAGAAAGAGCCUAUAUACCUGUCGUGUGUGCAGGGAAGAAUUCAAGGAGCAGAGAGACCUGAUAAGCCACCACUGGAUGGUUCAUAGGAAACAAGAACUGUAUCACUGUAGCGAGUGUGGGGAGAGCUUUAGGAGAAAGAAGGAGUUCAGAGCACAUGGGAAGGCUCACAGAAAGAAGAGAGACCAUCCCUGUUCUGAAUGUGGGAAGAUAUUCCACCAGUUAUCGAAUCUCAUUGUCCACCAGAGAAUACAUACGGGAGAGAGACCCUAUCGCUGUGCUGAGUGUGGAAAAAGAUUCUUCCAUAUAUCAGCUCUUAACAUCCACAAGAGAGUCCACUCAGGAGAGAGACCCUUUGCCUGCACUGAGUGUGGAAAGCGAUUUAUGAAUUCAUCAACUUUUCGUAGUCAUCAGGCAAUCCACUCAGAGAAGAGACCCCAUCGCUGUAACCAAUGUGGGAAAGGCUUCAAAGUUGCGUCAAGUCUUACUAGACACCUGAAAAUCCACAGUGAAGAGAGACGCUUCUUGUGCCACGAGUGUGGGAAAAAAUUUUGCCUACGAGAACAUCUGAUCAGACAUCAGAGGAUCCACACUGGGGAGCAGCCCCAUUGCUGUGCUGAGUGUGGGAGAAAAUUCAGUCUCCUUCAAAGUCUCAGGAGACACCGGGAAAUCCAUGGCACAGGGAGACUCCAUCGCUGUGCUGAGUGUGGGAAAAUAUUCCGUCAUCUAGAAAAUCUCUCUAGACACAAGAGAGUCCACACUGGGGAACUCUAUUGCUGCACUGACUGUGGAAAAGGCUUUGUCCGUCUACAACAUCUCACUCGCCACCAGAGAAUCCACACUGGAGAGAAACCCUAUUGCUGCACUGAGUGUGGGAGAAGUUUCACCCAAUCGUCAGGCCUCACCAACCACCGGAGAAUCCAUUCAGGAGAGCGACCCUAUCCCUGCACUCAGUGUGGGAAGUGCUUUGCUCACUCGUCAUCUCUCACUGAACAUCUGAAAACCCAUUCGGGAGAGCGACCAUAUUCCUGUAUUCAGUGUGGGAAGCACUUUGCUCGUUCAUCAUCUCUUACUCAGCAUCAGAGAACCCACCCAGGGGAGCAACCAUAUUCCUGUGCUCAGUGUGGGAAGCGCUUUGCUCGCUCAGCAUAUCUUACUAAACACCAGAGCACCCACUCAGAAUAGAGACUCCUGACCCUGGUGUUUGAUGGAGGCAAUCUCUUCAUUCUCUCGCUUCACCCUGUUCCCAAAGCCUGUAAAAGAGGGGAACUUGCUCCCACUCUGAAAUGUUCCCACCUCUUCACUAAGUAGACACAAAUUUAGGUGCUGGGUUUGUUAAAAUGAUUUUAUGUAGUCCUGGAGAUGGGAGCAUUUAACCCUAGAGGUACUGAAACAUUCCAUUGUGGGCAUUAUGGGCUGCAGCUAGGACAGAAAUGAUUGGUGUCAGGACUGCACUUUGGAGUCCACAAAUCAAUCAAACACCCACAAAACAAAUUGAUUAGCAGUACCAGGCCAGUGUCUCCCUGUUCUUCAAGUGGGGAAGUCAAUGGCCGUGCCUCUCUAUCAGAGAUCUGACUUUAUGUCACUGUUGUCUCAUCGUUCUUGGAGGGAAUAAAAUAAUACAAGAGACUGAUGAGUCUGAAAUGGCUGCACUGCCAUGUGUGUAGGUGAAGACCUGCAAUUUUCCCUGAGUUCUGACUUUAUAUAUUAAAAAUAAUAAUAAUAAUUGGAGAUAUACCAAUCUCCUAGAGCUGGAGGGGACCU